Lottia gigantea (owl limpet) is the source of this 2895-nucleotide messenger RNA. RefSeq lists its product as hypothetical. The transcript is spliced from 11 exons. The record is from RefSeq and is a predicted model, not a curated record. The coding region runs from base 1 to 2895 and encodes 964 amino acids. NCBI's taxonomy places the organism in Eukaryota, Metazoa, Mollusca, Gastropoda, Lottiidae.
AUGAAUGUAACUGUAAUGUCGUUUAUUAAAUAUGAAGAUAUUCUCAAGGAAAUGAAAUCUUUAGCUAGAAUAAUUAUAAUAGUAAUAUUUAUGAAUAUCGCGCUAUGUACAGGAUGCACCGAGCCUCAACCUGUUCCACAUGCCUACAGAUAUACUGACAAUAUCAGCCUGCCAGAGGGUAGCUGGGUCAAUUACACCUGUUAUCAUAAUUACUAUUGGAUAGGUGGAGAUCUAAAUAGAGAAUGUCAGGCUGGUGUUUUGACUGGUAAACCUCCUGUUUGUGAUGAAUACAAAAUAUUGUCUCUAGCUCGUUCAGCUAUUCCUAAACCAGGUAGCUUGGGUGGUAAUGGUAACUCUCUUACUGAUGGUGAUGAACGGACUUGUGAAAGUACCACCGCCUCGACAGAACCGAGUUGGACCAUUGAAUUUAAUGGCACUAGAUAUGUGUAUUCUGUUUACGUAACUUUGGACAUGGUCAGCAAUAUCGGUAUAGACAGAAUCGAAGUUUAUGUUCGAAACACAACAUCACAACAUCCAGGGAUUCUUUGUGGUACUAAAAACUCACCACUUUCAUUGACCGAUAUUGUUGAACUUGUUUGUCCACCUAACAGUAUUGGUAGUCAAUUAGUGAUACAAGGUUCUGGAACUGGUUUAGGUGGACUCGGUUUAUGUGAAGUAAAGGCCGUAGGAAAAGACUGGUUGUAUGAAUGUGGAGAUCCACCAUUUGUUUAUGGAGCUGAAGUAACUAGUGACUAUAUAUCACAAGGUCUAGUGGUCGUUCAGUAUUCUUGUGUUAAAGGAUUUUAUUAUGGUGGAAAGAAUCCAGAGUCUACUUGUCGUAGUGGACAGUGGAGUAAAGUCGAUUUACUCUGUCUUCCAUACGAUUCUCUUUAUAACCCAAAACUGAAACAGUUUGUGCCAGAUCAUUGGGUUCUAUUUGAUGAUGAUCAGAAUACUUGUAUCGAAGCUGAUGGUGGUGUAAUUACACACCCAACAAUACAGUACAGAGUGUUAGCUUACAAUCUCUACUCCGUUAAACCUGUAGAACUGUUAAGUUUGACUGUAACUAUCGGAUUAAACGAGACGUGGGACGAUAUAGAUUUUGUUGGUGUUCCUGUACCUCUCCCGGAUUAUAAAGAAUAUGAUGCUCCACCAUGCGAGUAUGAUGGUUUGAGUACAGAUCUAUAUCGAGUGAGAACCUUCUCCUGCCAACCCUACACCUACUCAAAGAUCUUGAACGUUAUAAUUAGAGAUGUUUCAUCGAAUUUCAAAGAAUUUUGCAAGAUAAAAUCUACUAUAAGAUUUAACACAGUUCCUUUAGAGUGUAUACGGGGAGAGUAUAUCAAUGAAUAUAAAGGGAAGAUGAACUAUACAUGGGAUGGGAAAGUCUGUGACAACUGGGCUGAUGCUCCACCAGAUAAAGCCAUCAAUACCACCGUCCAUAAAACAUUUGAUCCGGACUCUGAGUUGAACUAUUGUAGAAAUAUUGGGGGAGAAAAGAGGAGACCCUGGUGUUGGGUUGAUAAUUACCAAUCUGUAGGAUAUUGUCCUCUGACUUUUUGUAAUGAGAUUUGUCAUUUAAAAGAAGAAUAUACCGAGUAUCAAGGGCAGCAAUCCAUCUCAACUUCUGGUAAAAACUGUCGAUAUUGGAGUGAUGGAAAUGAGGAAGGACGAACGUUCUUGAAUGAAGUUUUUUCUGGUGUACAAACUAGAUCUUACUGUAGAAAUCCGGGAUAUUCUCAGUUCAAAGCAUGGUGUUAUGUUAAUGGUCCAGAAUCUACGAUUGUAGCUGAACCAUGUGAUGUUCCCGAAUGUCCAAUUGGUUUUCCUCGGCUGACCGUCAGAAAUAAUGAAACUAGUAAUUUUCCUCUUCACCUUGACCAAUGUUACCAACCACUCAACUCUUUCAACGUCCAUCAUUAUUUUGACCUGACGAUAGACGAAACCAGUGUCAAUAACUUCUGUAGAAAUUUUCAAGAUAAUUCGUUGUUUUGUUUUAAUGGUGUGGAUUGGACGAUGAUAGAAUUUGAAUGCUUUGACGUGCCACCAGAGACAACGACUAUAGCAGAAACUUCUUCUUAUGGUCCAGAAACAACAUUUCUGAUGGAAGAAACCUCAACAAACUUUGUAGAAGAAAUUGAAACAUUUUCUCAAUUUGAGAUUUCGUCAACAAUUGUAGAGAGCUCGUCAGUAGAGGCAAGUCAAUCGAUAUCAGCUAGUUCAAGCCAAUUGUUUGAGGCAAGUUCUUCGUUACAGAUCAGCUCCUUAUUACAGACCACUUCUUCAUUGGAUGAUAGUUCAGUACCAACAAGUACCCUAGUAGAAGCAAAUUCCUCCUUUGUUUCCGAAAGCUUAGCGAAUGCCACAGAAGAAACAACUCGUUCACUACUUCCGUCAUUCAUCUUAUCAACAAUGGAUACGGCAUCGGUAACAUCAGAUCUCCCGGAAACAGCUAGCAUUGACGCCUCUUCAAACACACAUGAUACGUUGUAUACGGAUCAAACUGUGACACCAACCGUCAGCUCAUCCCUCUGGUCUGCUAGUAUCACCAACAACACGGGUCGUAACAUGACAUGUGGAUACUUCUGUAUCAGAGAUGAUCUACUCAACACUAGCGAUCCGUUUGUUAGAGCACGAAUUGAGUUUUUGACCAAGAGUCUGGAAAUGGACUACGAAAAGCUCUCAGCGUCUAUCAGGAAACGCAUCAGUGCUGAGGACGACAGACCAUCUGCGACUUACGUAGGGUCGUCAGCUUUGACCAUGAUGGUAAUUUUUCUUGCCUUGAUCGUUUUCCCUGAUGUGAUAGAUUUGUUUCGGUUUCUACAUGAUCGAAUAUUAUUGAGAAAAAUGAAAGUAGUAAAGAUUGACGAUACGGAGAAAAUUACGUCCCAGUGA